ACCUUCAUAAACGGCAUAGUGGCAUUCAAAGCGCUAGGAAGACCCUAUUUCGGCGUCCAUCAAGCGGCGAUAUUUCCCGUGUAUUUCUCGUUGCAAAGUUUCCUGCCUGUUUUGGUUGGGUUGACAUCUACGGCACGUUUACGUGAUGCUUUGAACUUGGGAUGUUGGAGGACUCUUGGGGUGGUUACGAUGACGGGGUUGAUUAAUUUGGUUAUUUUUCGGCGUUUAACGCAGGGGGCUGUUAGGGCUAGGAAUGCUCAGGAAUUGAGGGAUAGGAAGGAUCGAAGGGAGGUGCCUUCGAAGGAGUUGUUGGAGUGUACUAAGAGGUUUAUGAUUAUUCAUGGGACGUCAAUUUUUAUUAAUGUGAUUGGGUUGUUUGCGACGGUUCACUAUGGGGUUGGGCUUGGGAUGAGGUUGUCGUGA
Molecule: messenger RNA, 423 nt
Organism: Penicillium atrosanguineum
Lineage: Eukaryota; Fungi; Ascomycota; Eurotiomycetes; Eurotiales; Aspergillaceae
Product: DUF4149 domain-containing protein
Exons: 2
Source: RefSeq, a predicted model, not a curated record